Fusarium oxysporum Fo47 is the source of this 4500-nucleotide messenger RNA. Its product is annotated as WD40 repeat domain-containing protein. The transcript has 3 exons. Bases 1 to 4500 code for a protein of 1499 amino acids. Gene Ontology annotation, molecular function: protein binding. The record is from RefSeq and is a predicted model, not a curated record. NCBI's taxonomy places the organism in Eukaryota, Fungi, Ascomycota, Sordariomycetes, Hypocreales, Nectriaceae.
AUGUCUGGAAUGGAAGGCCUGAGUAUCGUUGCAAACGUUAUUGCCGUGGUUGACCUGUCUCUCAAAGUCAUCUCGUGGUGCUCCAAGUACGCUCAAGACGUGAAAGACUCCAGCGACGGCCGCGCCCGGCUCCUGCAGGCAGCUAUCACCUUGCAUUAUGAGUCCGGAAAAACCCACGACCUUCUCUCUAGCAAAAGAGGCAAUAAACUGAAAGCAUCUCAGAAGCUUGCCCAGGCUAUGGGAAGCAGUGAAGUUCAGUUACGCGAGCUCGAAACUCUACUCUCGGAUAAAGCCAGCUGCUCAAGUCUUAGGUGGCCGCUACGCAAGGAAAAGGUCGAGAGUGCUAUUAGAAACAUCGAGAAUGCAAUAAGGACCCUAUUAGAAGUCCUUCAGAUUGAUACGACAAGAGUUAUUCUUGACAUCGACGAUAGGACGGAAGCUGGUCAGCGAAGGGCAGCAAUAGACCAGUUGCCAUACGUUAGUGAUGCGGCCUGGGACUCACAUGCUGAGGAACAUAACGCAACUUGUCUGAAGAACACUCGGAUAGAUAUUCUACAAGAUAUUAAUGACUGGGUCGAAGAUACAGCCGAUCAGGCGAAAACGGUGUUCUGGCUGAAUGGAAUGGCGGGAACUGGAAAGUCCACCAUUUCACGCACGAUUGCUCGCUCUCUAUUCGAGACCAAGAGACUCGGCGCCUCGUUCUUCUUCAAGCGUGGAGAGACUAACAGAGGGAGCAUCUCCAGAUUCGUCCCGACAAUCGCGCGUCAGCUUGUGGCGAAUCAACCAGUCCUCGAGCCUUAUAUCCACGAGGCAGUCCUCCACGAGCCAUCUAUUACUAGCAAAGCCGUCAGAGUUCAAUUUGAAAGACUCAUUAUGGAACCUCUUUCUCGAUGUCCAAACGAUUUCCACAAAGACACCCCAAUCGCUAUCAUCGUGGAUGCACUGGAUGAAUGCGAGUCGGAUGCUGAUAUUUAUCUCAUUAUCAACCUAUUGUCUGGCACACGAAAGAUCCAAAGACCAAGGCCACGGAUAUUUGUGACGAGCCGCCCAGACCUCCCCAUCCGUUUGGGUUUCAAUGAUGUACAGGGGACUUAUCAAGAUCUUAUCCUUCACGAAAUACCUGCUCAAGUGAUAGAACACGAUAUAACAAUAUUCUUGGAGCACGAAACAGAGCAGAUUAAAAAACGAUGGAACCAUUCAGUUGCUGAGAUACGAAGAUUGGCAACCGACUGGCCUGGAAACGAAUGCAUUCGGCUACUCACAAGAAGGGCAGCACCCCUUUUCAUUGUGGCUGCGACCGAAUGCCGCUUCAUAGCCGAUCGAAGGCACGGUAGCCCCGAGGAGCAGCUGCAUAGGCUCCUGAAUUCGUCAGCUGAUAGCACCUCAUCUCAAAUGGACCGUACUUACGGAUCAGUUCUAAGUCAGCUGCUUGGUUCAAAUUGUUCCAAGCGCAAGAAGGAAGCGAUCAUUCACGAGGUCAAACGAAUAGUCGGUACAAUCAUUAACCUCGCUAGCCCACUAUCAUCAUCCGCACUUUCGAGGCUUGUGAAAAUCGACCAGAAAACCAUUGACACUAGACUGGAUUUUCUCCAUUCGGUACUUAGCGUCCCUUCUUCUUCAGAAGCACCUAUUCGGAUGCUUCAUGCGUCCUUUCGUGACUAUCUAAUGGACUUAGACGCCAAAGGGAACCCGUUCUGGAUCGAUGGGAUUAUCUCGGCACAAGCAAUACUAAGGGACUGCUUCCGGGUAAUGGGAAGUCUUAAAGCCGAUAUUUGUCAUUUGGGGCUUCCUGGAACGCCCCGUACAACCUUGAAAGCCGAGUUCAUCGACGCAUGUAUACCUCUUGAGGUUCAAUAUGCAUGCAUAUACUGGAUACACCACCAAAUGGUGGCAGGAGUUGGCCAUGGUGAUGUCAAACGAAUAUUCGAAUUUCUGGAAGAGCAUCUAUUGCACUGGAUUGAGGCUUUGAACCUGCUUGGGAGGGCAUAUCAAAUAACUGGGCUCAUUAAAAAUCUGAAAUCUAUCCUGGAUAUCAAGUCCGAAAGUGACAAGCAGUUGAUCGCCUUCCUUGACGAUGCGAUUAGAUUCGUUGACACGGAUAUGGAGACCAUCAACUUGACACCCCUGCAAAUAUAUUCCUCGGUCUUAGCAUUUGCACCCACGAACAGUGUUGUCCAAAAGACAUUUAGCGCAGAUACCCCCGGAUGGAUGGAAAUUGUGACAGGCAGAAGAUCCGACUGGGAUCCGCGUCUACGUUCAUUCCACAACUAUAGCCACCAGAAUGAGCACGUCAAACUCAGCCAUUCUACCAUGUUUUCUCCAGACUCUAAACUUUUGUGUUCCACGUUUGGGGAAAGCUUGAGGAUUUGGAGCUGUGAUACAGGCGAAUGCAUCGAGGAUCUCAAAACAGACGAAGACCCCCUGAUGGCCGUUUCUCCGAAUGGAAGAUAUCUAGCAGCGACUACAACAAAUGCGAAAUAUCGAAUACGUCUCCUGUCCCUGGAGUCGGUGGGACAUCUUUCUGAGUUGGCACAGGACAAAGCUUUGGGUGCCUUGGCCUUCUCGAAAGAUUCUGCGCUCCUGUGGACGUGCUCGAUCGAUGGAGAGGUGAAAGUCUGGGAUGUGGAAACGAGAAAGUGUGUGAGAGAGCUCAAAUAUCCCGAGAACUGGGCUCAAACGAUCAGAUACCCUAUCAAAAUGGACAAAGACCUUUCAUGGAUUGACGAGGGUCAACUAACCUUUUCGAUGAACUACAAACCAGUUUUGCUACUUUCAGAAGGAGAGACUCAUGCGCACAUUCUGUUUCUUGAAAGUGGCGAAGAAAACCUAUCUUUUGAUAUAGAAAUAUCUUGCAGUGAUGUAAGUGAUCCCAUUCGUUUCUCACCCAAUGGGAAACUAUUGGCCGCUCCCUCAGCUCAUGGCUCAGUAAUUAUGAUCUGGGAUCUCCGGACUCGGGUGUGUCUAUGGAAAUUGGCCAGAUAUGAUUUUUCUUAUACCGAGGAUUUGGUGCCUUCAGGUUCUCUCACGGGGCACUUAUUGUUCUCACAAGACUCGGGACUUCUAGCGAUAGCCUACCGCGAUAGAAAGAUACUGGUCUGGGAUAUGCAAAGCGGGGACUGCUCAGCAAAACUUGCUGUCAACUGCUCGACUCACCUACCCGUUAUUGCGUUCUCCAGUGACAAGGAAUUUCUCCUGAUAGCAAAUGAGAUAGAAGUGGGAUUUCGCGACCACAUCGAGGCCUGGAACUUGAACAAAGGGUCUCGCAUGGCAGCGACCAGAUGUCACAUGGACAAUAUUCAAUAUUUGUUGUUUUCUUCCGACGGGAAGAGUUUCGUUUCAGGGCUAUUUGGUGGUGAGAUAAAACUAUGGGACUGGCCGAGCUUCCUUGGAGAGUCUCUAGAAGACGCCAGGGAAAUGGAAUCCCUGGUUCUAUCGCCUGAUGCAUCAAUAGUAGCAGCAUGUUAUGGUGGCAACGAACUGAGAACGUGGGAUGCUGUAACGGGCGAGAUGCUCCAAGAGCUCACCACUGGGCUCGCACUCUCCAAUAUAUUUUCGCUGUCAUUCUCCCCCAAUUCUUCAUUCAUAGCAACAGCAAACACUUCGAAUGCUGCAGCAGUAUGGAACGCACGCAAUGGCCGCUGUGAAUGGCAGUUCAGCGGAUCCUCCCAAAAUAUUCAAGUGCAGUUUUCUCCAAACUCACAACGCAUAGCAGUAAGUCAUGAGGGUCCGGAGUCUGGUUACAGAAUCGAUGUCUGGAAGCAUGCCAGCGGGAGCUUCAGUCUCGAAUACACCCGGGACAAAGCUUGGGGCGACUUCUUUAUGUUUUCCCAGUGUGGAAGCGUGCUCUUCCUUGGGCAUUUGUCGGGGAAAUGGGGAUUUCAUUGUGCCGCAGGUAAACUAUUGCAUGGAAUACACAUGGACCCAACACAAUCAGAAGCACUAUCGAUGGCAAUUUCAGGAGAUUCUUCCGUCCUUGCCCUGGGGUUUAGAUUCCAGGUUGAGGUCUGGAAUCUGGAGUCAAUGAGAUGCAUUAAUCGAUGGAAGUCUAAAUUUGGUGCCAAUUUGUCAUUCUCUUCAACAGGAACCCUUUUAGCUGGUGGAUCAGGUCAAACAACGCGAAUCCGGGAUUACAUAACGGGGGAGGUGGUCGCGGACAUUGAAUUUGCUGAACAAGACCGGGAGAUGCACAGCUUUCUGCCAGACAACUCUGGAAUACGCACCAACUACGGAGAUAUCGUUCUUAGCUCAAGUACAGUCCCCCAACAGCAUCUCGCGCCGAAAUUCGGACUCAAAGACAGGUGGAUCCAGUGGAACGGGCAUAAUUUGAUUAAACUUCCAGUCGAUUUGUCAGGGGUUGAGACUGCUGUCGCAGGAACGGCUUGCGAACUCACUAUUGCUUUUGGGUGUAGCUGGGAGAGGGUCGUUAUUCUCAAACUCUCAGAAGACAAAGAGCUACUAAAACUGCUUCCUCUCCUUGAAGAGACUACACAUAUCGCCUAG